This is a messenger RNA of Microcebus murinus (gray mouse lemur), 2405 nucleotides long. RefSeq names its product DnaJ heat shock protein family (Hsp40) member C15 (gene DNAJC15). NCBI's taxonomy places the organism in Eukaryota, Metazoa, Chordata, Mammalia, Primates, Cheirogaleidae. Gene Ontology annotation, cellular component: PAM complex, Tim23 associated import motor. Gene Ontology annotation, molecular function: ATPase activator activity. The record is from RefSeq and is a predicted model, not a curated record. Gene Ontology annotation, biological process: protein import into mitochondrial matrix.
AGGAGGCCCAGCGUUGGGUUUGGCCCUGAGAAUAAGAAAGAAACAAAAUAUUCUACACGUCCCAAGGUCCCAGCCUUGGACUCUGACCGCGCAUUUUGAUGUAACCAGCGCCCCGAGCCCAAGUGGGAAUGAAAUCUCCAGGUCCCGCUUUCACCAGCCCAGCGGUGACAGCGUCCGCGAAAUCCGCGAGAUGAGCCCGCCCUAACUAGUUUGUCCCUGCGGCCGCCUCGUAGGUUGAGUCUCUGCGCCGGGCGUCGCACCGGGCCUCAUUGCCAUGGCUGCUGCUGGUGGCGUCGCCCCCGCUGGCGAGGGGCUGCGCUACGCCGAGUACACGCCGCACUCGGCCAAACGGCCGGACGCCGACAUCGGCCAGCAGGGACUGGCAAGAAGUUUGAUAGCUGUAGGACUGGGUGUUGCAGCUCUUGCAUUUGCAGGUCGCUAUGCAUUUCAGAUCUGGAAACCUCUAGAACAAGUAAUUACGGAAACUGCAAAGAAGAUUUCAACUCCUAGCCUUUCAUCCUACUAUAAAGGAGGAUUUGAACAGAAAAUGAGUAGGCGAGAAGCUAGUCUUAUUUUAGGUAUAAGCCCAUCUGCUGGCAAGGCCAAGAUUAGAACAGCUCAUAGGAGAAUCAUGAUUUUGAAUCACCCAGAUAAAGGUGGAUCUCCUUACUUAGCAACCAAAAUAAAUGAAGCAAAAGACUUGCUAGAAGCAACCACCAAACAUUGAUCGAUGCUCAAGGACCACGCUGAAGGAUAAAAGGGAGGGGGACUUAAAAAAAUCAAACAAAACAGUCCUACAAAUUAAUCUAAACACUCUUCUUAAUUUUCAUACAUAUAUUGACCACAAUCAUCUUCCACCAUUAAGCUAUGUAACAAUAAAAGAUUAAUAGUCUUGUUUUUUGUUCUCUUUUAAAAGAACCCCUUAAAAUUCUAUAAGUGAUCUUUUUCUUUAUUUUUUUUCUAUGAUAGUUAUACUUUUUAAGAUUUUUGUUAAGUUAGUCCUAAAUCCCCCCACAACACACAAGCAGGCAAAAAGUAUUAUUGUCAUGAAUGCGAUUGGGAUUCAUGAGCAAUGAGUGGAAAUUUUCUUACUGCUUAUAUUUGUACCCUUGUUGUCCCCUGUUUCCUUAGAGGAAUUUGGGACUUUGCCUAUAUAAGUGCUUUAAAUAUUUUGAGACCAAACACUGGCUGCCACCUCCUGGGAAAAUGAUCUGAAAUGUAAUGGAGUUUACUAACUGAUGUUUUGUAAGGUAGUGGUUAGGCCUUGUUAAAGAAUGCUACUCUCUCUAAGAUCCUAUAGCUGAAGCAUGAGAACUUAGAGAGCUACUAAAAUGAUGAAAGAUUUACAAAAUGAGCCCUAUGAGGAAAGGCUGAAAAGAGCUAGGAGAAAUCUGAGGGAUUUAUUUUAAUUAUAGUCUUCCAGUGCUAUAUAUUUAUUCAUUAUUCAUUCUACAAAUAUUUAUUGACCACCUAUGAUGCGUAAGGCACUGUAGUGGGUCCCCUGAGAGUAACAAGUAGGAGCUAGUCAUGGAUCCUCACCCAAAGGAACUUACAUUUAGAGGAAGGAUAAAUCGCAUAAAUAAUGAAUGCUGUUAGAGAAGUUCAAAUGAUAUGUUAAAGAAGUUCAAAAGAAGAAAAGAAUAUUUUAAACUGAAUGCACAUGAGGGCGUGCUGAGUGGAAUAAGUGGCAUAGAGCUAGGCUUUACAAAAUUAAACAGAGAUGCUGCAUGAUUGGGCAGUGUUUCCCCUGAGAUCGGAAUUCGCAGAAAUAGACAUAUCAAUUAGCCUGAUUGGAGUGCAGGGUUUCUCAAAAGCAAGGGUUGGACAGAGUGGUCAUGAAAGGCCAGCCCUGUGACUUACACUGCAUUAAACUAAUUUCUCAAAUCACAGUCCCAGAGCAGCACUUUAUAAUUCCAAAGGUGAACAGAUUCAGAUACAGAGUACCGGCAUUAUUUCCCAAUACUCCUUUACAAAUCUUGGGUUCAUUCUAGGCAAAUUGAACUACUGUGUUUCAUCUACCUUAAAAUAGUUUUUAAAUAUCCUAGAUGCAUCUUUCAAGUUCUGACAUUCUGUAGCUUAAGAGUUUUCAACAUUAGCACUAUUGACAUAUUGGGCCAAAUAAUUCCUUUUUAUGGGGAGCUCUCCUGUGCAUUGUAGACGAUUAGCAACAACCCAGGCUGUUUGUUACCUACUAGAGACCAGUAAGUAGCUCCUCCUCAAGUUGUGACGACCAAAAAUGUUUCCAGACAUUGCCAAAUGUUCUUUGAAGGACAAGACUGUCCAAAGUUGAGAGCCACUGCUGUAGAUGUUUAAUUAAUUGUUUUUUUCUUUUGGUACAUAAAAUAAUGGUGUGACUUUAAAUUGAUUGAAGCUUAGAGACAAUAAAAUAUGGUUCUUGCUUUAAA